Fraxinus pennsylvanica is the source of this 849-nucleotide messenger RNA. Lineage: Eukaryota; Viridiplantae; Streptophyta; Magnoliopsida; Lamiales; Oleaceae. The record is from the annotation of a GenBank genome assembly.
AUGGAAUCGGGAUGGAAUUUGGCACUAGCCAAAGUGGAAGAAGCCUAUAAGCAUGAGAGCAAAACUAAAGAGGCAAUUGGGGAAUUCAUCCGCUCUUGUUCAUUCCAUAUUCUUCAGGAUACUCUAGAUGCAGUUGAGAAUGAAACAGUAGAGAAUAGAUUGCUCCCUGCGAUGAAUAAAAUUUGGCCUUUCUUGGUUUCUUGUGUCCAAAACAAGAAUCCAGUUACCAUUAGAAGAUGUUCUCAUGCGAUUAGUACAGUGGUACAAAUCUAUGGGGGUAAGUUCUUUUCUCGUCAUUUUUAUGCUGAUGGGAUUCACUUUUGGAAACUUCUAAACACAUCACCCUUUCGAAAGAAACCCUUCUCAAGAGAAGAAAGAACCCCUUUGCAACUUCCUUACAGGAGCAUCUCCACAUCUUCAUGGGAUUCAGUUGCUGAAAUUUCAAACGUGAAAGUCCAGGCGGAAUUGCUGAACAUGAUUUUAGACUUAGCUCAGAACAAAAGAAGUGCUUCGGCAUUGGAAGCCGUCUUCAAAAAGGUUGGUGUUCUGGUGGUCGGGAUAGCAUGUAGUGGUGUUAAAGGUCUUCUAGAUGCUUCUAUUAAUGCCCUUGUUGGACUUGCAUGCGUAGAACCUGACCUGAUAUGGCUUUUCUUAUCUGAUGUUUACUACGCGAGAAAGAAAGAUUUGCCUUCACUGCUAACGGCUGAAUUUCCUGAAAUUACUGAAAUUCUGCCUCCACCUUCAUCCUAUAAAGACUACCUUUAUGUGAUGCAUGGUGUUGAAGUCCAAAAUUGCAAUCAGGAAAGAUUAGAAGAAGGGAAGCUUCCGCCACUUGCUCCAAGGAGUUAG